This is a messenger RNA of Tachysurus vachellii, 4691 nucleotides long. RefSeq names its product ubiquitin carboxyl-terminal hydrolase 42-like. Gene Ontology annotation, cellular component: cytosol; nucleus. Lineage: Eukaryota; Metazoa; Chordata; Actinopteri; Siluriformes; Bagridae. Gene Ontology annotation, molecular function: cysteine-type deubiquitinase activity; cysteine-type endopeptidase activity. The record is from RefSeq and is a predicted model, not a curated record. Bases 206 to 3601 code for a protein of 1131 amino acids. The transcript is spliced from 19 exons. Gene Ontology annotation, biological process: regulation of apoptotic process; protein deubiquitination.
AACACUGGAUACUAUAGUCGGACAUUUUGGCGGAUAGACUCCUACACGCAAACCGCAGGCCUAGUGCUGGUUGGUUGAAACCUGCUGCCUGUUACCCGGAUGUAGCAGUUGGGUAACUACGUCAUUGUUCACCGCCGGACGCUCUAUGGAUAUUAUAAUGGACAAACACAACUAGAUAAUUAUUAAUAAAAUCACAGAAUGAACGAUGACUAUAGUUGACAAAGCUUCAGAGAAAUCUGACUUUGAGUCAGCGCUGUGUAAGCACUCCAGCUCCCUGAAUCCUGUCUCCUCUGGAGGCCUGGACAACGGCAGCUCCAGCUGGGGUGUCGACUCUACUACAGCCGAGCUUUCCAGGAGCAUGGCUACCUGUGUGGCCCCCAGCCUUGAUGUUGCUUUGUAUGGAGGCAGCACAACACUUCCUGCUGAGAGACCAAAUGAGCAAGUGGCCGUGAGCUGUGGCGAUGGCAUCAGUCUGCCACAAAAGAUCCUGUUUCCACCAGAGCGCCUCAGCUUGAAAUGGACUCAAGUCCAUCGUAUUGGAGCAGGUCUCCAGAACCUGGGCAACACAUGUUUUCUGAAUUCAGCUCUUCAGUGUCUUUCAUACACUGCACCACUUGCUAACUACAUGCUGUCCAGAGAACAUUCCAAAACAUGUCAUGAGCCUGAAUUUUGCAUGCUGUGUAUCAUGCAGAAUCACACCAUUCAGGUGUUUGCUAAUUCGGGGAAUGCCAUCAAGCCCCUUGGUGUGUUGCAUGAACUAAAACGGAUAGCAAAGCAUUUCCGGUGUGGGAAUCAAGAAGAUGCCCAUGAGUUCUUGCGGUACACAGUGGAUGCUAUGCAAAAGUCCUGUCUGCCUAACAAUAAAUUGGACAGGCAAACGCAGGCUACUACUCUGAUCCAUCAGAUAUUUGGAGGAUUUUUGAGGUCCAGAGUGAAGUGUAUGAACUGCAAAGCAGUAUCAGACACAUUUGAUCCUUAUUUGGAUAUUGCACUGGACAUCAAGAAUUCCCCAACUAUUCUCAAGGCUUUUGAGCAGUUUGUUAAGGCUGAACAGCUCGAUUGGGAGAAUGCCUACAAGUGCAGCACUUGUAAGGAAACUGUUCAGGCCUCAAAAAGAUUAAGCAUUCACCGCAACUCCAAUGUGCUCACUAUCUCUCUGAAGCGCUUUGCCAACUUUAAUGGAGGCAAAAUCUCCAAGGAUGUGAGAUACACUGAGUACUUUGACUUGCGACCAUACAUGUCCCAGUCUCACGGAGAGCCGCAGAUUUACGGGCUGUAUGCUGUGCUGGUGCACUCAGGCUUCAGCUGCUAUGCCGGACACUACUACUGCUAUGUAAAAGCAAGUAACGGCCAGUGGUAUCAGAUGAAUGAUUCAUCAGUGACUCCCACUGAUAUACGAUCUGUGCUGAACCAGCAAGCAUACCUGCUGUUCUACAUCAAGCAAGGGUCUACAGAUCUGAAAAAUGGAGAUUUUAACCAGAAGGGUUUUACUCCAGGCCACUCAUCUCCCCGACCAGUAACACCUAAGCUAAACGGGCAUUCUUAUACCUCCUCAACAAUUAUAGGUCCACAGCUCCCUCCUACUAUGUUAAAGAAUAACUCGUAUGUCAAUGGCAACGGCUCUUCGAAGGAGUACCACAACAGCUCAAAGCCCAGCAGCAGUGACAUCAGCAGCGUGAGCAAAGCCACCUCCAAUGUGUCUUACUCUUCCACCCCAUCCUCCGCUUCAAAUCAGAAUGUCCAGCCCACGGGCAUGAAGAGGCUCAAGAUGAGCUUUACUGUCAGCUAUGGAAAGGUGGUGCGGUGCAACCGGACCCAAACAGCUCCAUCCAGCAGCUCUUCAUCAUCAGCCAGCUAUUCUCACCCACAGUCUUCAUCCUCUACCUCAAAAUUCCAGUGCUCCAAGCAGGUCAAUGGCACAUCCUCGUAUAGCAGCUCAACUUUCCUGGUUCCCUAUGAUGAGGAAUCAUCUGAGGACUCUGACCAGGAGAGCAGAGUUUUGGACAAUGGUACUUCUAAGCCUUCUGGUGUUGCCAAGGCAGCCAGUGGGAAUGAUGGCAUGCACAGUCCUCACUUUAAUAGUUCAAGCUCACACUCGCAUAAGACAAACGAAUCUAACAGCUUCUCCGAGUCUCACAUGGGUACAAAUGGGUCAGGACACGGUCAAGUCAAUGGCUUUAAACAUUCUGACAAGGCAUCAGACAGUCCAGUCUCUGAAUCUUCCAUAAGUGACACUAACUUAGACUCCCAGAGUGUGUCAAGCUCUAAGUCAGAGGGAAUGCGCUCCCCAUCAGACUCCAUGGAAAGCGCUAAACCGCUCACUGACCCUCUCACUCAGCAUGUCUCACACCCAGUACCCACACCAGGCACAGACACCCAGGCACUGGCUAAGCCAGCAGAACUGACACCUAGCACACCGGCCACCUUAACAGAGGUAUCAAGUCAAGUGAAGGCAACAUCAGAGUCCACUCUAAGCAAUCACAGUCUCAUCCAUCAAGGGAGUGAUGAACUUACAUCACUGGAAAGACCCAGGAUGGAGACAGAGACUGUCAAGGGUGCAGUUAGCAAGGAAGAUGGAGAAAUGUGUCAGUCAGGCAAACCCAAUGCUUGUGAACAAAAAAGACUAGUUGAGCACCAAGAACAUGAUUUAAACCAGCCACAUGUUUCUACUGCCACAAAGGACAGAGACAAGGAGUACCAUCGCAACUACAGAGAGCUCAAGGACAGGAGCAGAGAACGACAUGGACAUCGGCCAGAGAGAGAGUAUUAUCCACAGAAGGAGCGCUCUCGCAGUCGUCAUAGAGAUAAAGAGUCAGCUCGGUACUGGGAUAGAUAUUCCUACCAGCACGGAGACCGCCACUACAAAAGAGCCAGAGACGAGCGGUCACAGGAUUGGGAGCGGGGCAGGAGAUUCCAGAAUUCACACCGCUCAUCAAGCCACAAUUAUAGAGGACUAAUGUUGCGCCAUGCACGGGAAGACCGUCGUGACAGGUGCCACUACAAUGGAGAGCAGAGCAGCAAUAGAGCAAAGCCCUCGUCUCCAUGUACCACUAGCCCUUUGCCCCGGCAUGGGACCAGAAAACGCAGCUUGUCUGGUGAAGACAGCAUGUCUGAGGAGCGCAGGGCCAAGAAAUGUAAAAAAUCAAAGAAGAAAAAUAAAGACAAGCACAGGAGUUCAGAAAGGGACAUGUCUGUUAAGAACCAGGAUAGCAGCUCCAGCCGACAGAAAAAAAAGAAAAAGAAGAAGAGGAGGCAUGAGUCAGAGGACAGACCUCACAGAGAGGGACGGUCCUCAGACAGGCAUGAUUGGAAAGGCAGGAAUGGUGUGGAGAGGAAGAGCCAUAAGCACCAGCGCAGCUCUGACAGAGAUAGAUCUCCUCACCGUUCCAAGCUGCCAUGUAUUGAGGAUCUUCGCCAGCUCAGUGGUUACUCAGGUAAUGUUGUUAAGCAUUAUAAUGGAUAUGUCCAAGGAUUCUGUCAUAAAGAAGUAGUUGCAGAGAUCAAAUAUGGAGACGUGAACCAUAUUUCCUCUAACAAUAAUAGGAAGAUUUCCUUAUGUGAAGGAGACAUGGGAGAGACAGGCCCUGUGCCAUGCAGAUGAAACAGUGAAUACUGGAGAUCUGCCUCUGUCCUAUGAACUCUGAGGACAAAGGAAAACUACACUUUACUAAAUAUUGUAAAGGUGCUUUAUUCAAUAAAGUCAUACUGUAUUUUUUGCAGCAUAAAUGCUUUAAAUUUUUUUAGGGUUAAGGAUUUUUUUUACCAACGCUGUACAGCUGAACUUUGAAGAAACUCAAUUAAAAAAAAAAAGAAAGAAAAGAAAAAAUUAAUAUAUACACUUAAACUGGAAGAAGAAGCCUGGAGCUUUAUCAUCAAAAUUGCUGCUCAGACAUAGACUCAGGACUUUCUCACUUGUGAAGAUGACACACAUUCUCCCUUUAAGGACACGUAUCUGGGAAUGAUGGAAAAAAGUGAACUAAAAUGCUGCAUAAAAGUUGAAAGACUGUCUCUCGGCUGGAAGUUAUGAUGUCACCGUUUCCACCUUUCUGUCCUCAACAGAACAGAUUUUUUAGUGCUUUGUGUGCACUUACACCACAGUAAACCUGGACACACUUGACAUUUUCUGCCUACUUUCCACAUUUUUUUUUUUUUCAUUUCUUUUAAACAGAAGACUCCAGGAUCCAUCUAAUGGCAUUAUACCGACUUUUCCACAUUUCUUCACAUAGGAAAAAUGUACAUUGCAUUAUAUCAUGUAUGGAUGUGGGUGAUUUUGAGUGUAAGUUUUAAUCCUUUUGUGUUAAAAAUACUGUGAAUUUAAGUUAAACUGUACUAUCAGUUAUUAAUUUGCAAUCCUGUAUCAGGAGAUCAGUAUAAACACUUCUUUUAGAAAAACCACUCAGCAUAAUGUAGGCCAUGUUCCAAAAUAUUUCCCACUUUGUUUGACAAAAAUCAGUGAAAACGAUUAUAAUAAAAUCCUACAUUUUACUGUAGCAUGUUGAAAAAUUCUAUGUUGUACAUUCUGUAUUAAUUAAGAGGGAAUAGGCCUUAAUGUCUACAAUUGUAAUAUUUUCUCAGUAUGUUUACAAAUUUUUGUUGGGAUGAAUGGAUAGGUAUGUGAUGAUGGGUUGAGUGUUUGGAUUUGUACAGGGUGAGGUCUUUUCUCACCUUUUGAAUAAAACACACAAACAAAC